This is a messenger RNA of Scylla paramamosain (green mud crab), 6843 nucleotides long. RefSeq names its product solute carrier family 22 member 20-like. The record is from RefSeq and is a predicted model, not a curated record. The transcript is spliced from 12 exons. Gene Ontology annotation, biological process: transmembrane transport. Gene Ontology annotation, molecular function: transmembrane transporter activity. Gene Ontology annotation, cellular component: membrane. Bases 2844 to 4016 code for a protein of 390 amino acids. Lineage: Eukaryota; Metazoa; Arthropoda; Malacostraca; Decapoda; Portunidae.
CGCUGAGGCCUAACACUCGUCCUGGGCUCCUUACUGCGACGGAUGAUACAGUGGCGUUGUGUCUCUAUACGGCAUAAAUACUUAAGAAGAAGAGGAGCAGGGGGAGGAGGAGGGAAAAGAGGAGUGAAGAAGAAGAAGAGCAACAACCAACAAUAAGAACGAGAUGGAGUUUGAGUGGAAGAACAAGAAAAUAGAAAAAGAAACAGAAGGAAAACGAGUAGUAGCUGGAGAAUCAGAAAAUAUUUGGCGGUAAUUUUGUUAAGUGUGGUAAAUCACUUCGCAUUUAACCAAAGUGGGGGAAGUCGGAAGCAUCGCCACUUCACCCAAAUAGUGUGUGUUCCCGCCACCCCUCACUUGCUCGCCCACGCCUCAGAUGAUUCACAUGCCGCAUCUUGGCCCGUAUUCAGAAACGCUGUGCUUUUUUUACCACGCCAAUUCGCAGAACUGUUAGACAAUGGGGAAAAAAAAAGCAGAACUAACUUUAGUGAAUAGAAAAAAAAAUUAGAGCGACGCUUAAUAAAAACAAACUAUAGUAUAAUGUAUUAUUAUGAAGAGGAAUAAGAAAGGGAAAGAAAAGAAGGAUGGAUGGAUGGAGAAUCUGAAAAAAAAUAUAUAUAUAUGUAUGUAUAUAUGAUGGUGAUAAUUUCAGGGAAGUGUGGUUAAUAACAUAGCAUUAAACCCGAAGUGAGGGAGGUAGGGAGUGGCACCACCUUUGAGAUGGCGUAAACUGUGCGACCAUUAUCACUGGGAGUAUGAGUGUGCAGUGGAUGCUCGGACGAGAACAAAAAUAAAUAAGAAGAAUCAGGUUGAAGAAUCAGGUAGGAAGAAUCAGGUCUUGAGGUUGACUGGCAAUAAGGUGAAAAAGAUACGAAAAAAAAUGGACGUGCAUAGAUGUUAAAAUAAAAUAAAUAAAUAAACUAGAAAUAUAAAAGAAAAUGGAAGCUUGGACGAGAAAGAAAGAAAAUUCGAAACUAGCGCCUCAUUAAGGUUAUGUGGCAAUAAGGAUGAGAAAAAAGGGCGAAAUAAUUAUAAGUGCACAAAUGUUAAUGCGUUGCUAAAUAAAUAAAUAAAUAAACAAAUAAAUAAACAAGCUAGAAUAAAAUAGAAGCUAAAAAUGGAAGCCUGGACGAGAAAAAUAAAAAAAUCCGUCGUUUUAAGAAUGUGUAACAACUACAAUGAAAAUAGAGCAAAAAUAUAUAUAAUUACACAUGUUGAUGCGUUACUAAAAAAAUAAAUAAGUAAAUAAACUAGAAAUAAAAAGAAUGAUUAAAAAACUAGAAGAAAUAAAUAAUGAAUGAUAGAAGCAAACUGAAAUUAAAUAUAGGGUGAACAUGAGACAUCAUAGCAGUGAAAAUAAACAAAAUAGAAACAAAUGAAUAAAUAAAAUGAAGUAAACAAUAAGAAAUAGAUUAAAAAGUAUAAGAGAGAGAGAGAGAGAGAGAGAGAGAGAGAGAGAGAGAGAGAGAGAGAGAGAGAGAGAGAGAGAGAGACUAAGAAAAACAGUGACGUGAUGCUGGUGAAGAAAAACAAGGAUAUAAUGAACAGCAACCGCCACGUGUAGACCUGAAGGCUUCUUGGUGCUUCCCUUAUCAUUUUGUGUUCAUUGCUAAAAAAAUGUGACAACAGUGAAGAGAUCAGGAAAAGAAAGAGAGAAAGAAAAAAAUAAUCAAGACAGUAACAAGAAGAAAGACGACAACAAAGAAAGAGAAGAAGAACAAGAAGAACAAGAAGAAAAAGAACAUCAUCCUAUGUUCAAAAGUGUGACAACAUUGAAGACAUCAGGAAGAAAAAGAAAAGAAAGAACAACAAUCAUGACAGUAACAAGAAGGAAGACGACAAAGAAAGAGAAGAACAAGAACAAAAAGAACAAGAAGAAGAACAUUAUCUUUAUCAAUAUCAUCAACAACAACAACAACAACAACAACGACGACGACGAAACCAAGAGCACUCGCCGAUUAUUAUAUCAAACAACAACAUCAAUGCCUUACAAAAUUUCCAGGACUUCAAGAGGAAGACUCAAAACGCCCUUGGCUUGUGCUUGGAAAAGACCACGCUGCGGGUAUCAGUGCGGAGAGACUAGUUUGUGUUCUAUUCCCGGCAUGAACCUUGGAGAUGGUUAAGAAAACAAUAUUAUGCAGUAAGGCAGAAACCGGAUGGAAGACUGAGUGAAGGAGAUCCUGAGAUCAAAACUCGUAAUAAAGGAUGAAGGAAACUCUAAGAUGGAAGGAGGAGGAGGAAGAGGAAGAAAUGAAUCCGUUAGAAGAAGGCAUGGACGCGGAGGAUAAAAAGAUGGAUUCCAAACUAACAUGUUUUGAAGACAUCGUGGAGGAGCUGAGUCCCUACGGCCGCUGGAACAUAUGCCUCUUCCUGCUGUGCUCCUCCAGCAUCAUGUUCAACGCCCUCAUCACCAUGUCCUACCAGUUCCUCGGCGCCACCCCAGACCACUGGUGCCACGUGGAGUCCCUCAAGGAAGCAAACUGGACCGACCAACAAAUCCUGGAGUUCGCUAUUCCCUUUGACAACAAGACGGGGCAGCGCGAUAAAUGCCACAUGUACGACUACGACUACGCGGUGGUGGCACAGCUGGGGUACGAUGCCGCCAUGACCCACCAGCACGACACCGCCGACAAGGACACGCUGCGGGUCGUCCCCUGCAGCGCGCGAGACUUCAACCUGACACAGCACGAGUCUUCCGUGGUGACUGAGUGGGACUUGGUGUGUGAGCGGCGUGUGCUGUACGCCACCACGCAGGCCGUGAACCAGCUCGGCUUCCUCAUUGCCUCGCUCUUUACGCCCAUGUUGACAGACAGGUUUGGUCGGCGUCCCGUGGCCCAAAGCAUGGUAUGCCUCACCCUCCUGCUGGGGAUCGGCAGCUGCUUCUCGCCUCCGUUAACGUCUUCAUCGCCUUCAGGUGCGGCCUCUCCACCACCAUAAUGGCCAUCUACCUUAGCUGCUUCAUCAUUAUGAUGGAAUGGACCGCCACUUCAACACGCUCCUCCUUCGGGUCGUUGACGGUGAUGGCCUGGGCUGUGGGCUGCAUGAUGGUGCCCGGCAUCGCCUACAUCAUCAGGCCGUGGCGCUACCUGCAGGCUGCAUUUGUCCUACCCUACGUCAUCUUUCUUCUGGGGUGGCGGUUCCUGCCGGAGUCCCCGCGCUGGAUGCUGUUGCAUGGUCGCUACGAGGACGUGGAAAACACCCUGGCGAGGAUCGCCGCCACCAACCACAGCAAGGUUCCUCCCAAGGGCGUCCUCCGAGCCGCCCUCACACGUAUCAGCCAACAGAUGCAGGGCGAGCUUGGGCAGGGCAAGGCGAGUGGCGGGGGGGAACACAGCAUCGGGAAGAAAGUUGUGGGCGCCUUGCGACACGUGCUGUCUCCCUACAGCAAUCCCCAGCGUGCCCGCAGGAUGUGUGUGCUCAUCGUGCUGUGGUUCUCGGCGUCCUCCGCGUACUACGGCCUCUCCCUCAACGCCACAAACAUCAGCGCUGACCCUUACCUGUACAACUUCCUCCACGGCGUGUUCGAGGUGCCUGCUUACCUCAUACUGUGGCUGCUCGUGGCGCGUGCAGGCCGCCGCCCUUCCAUCAGCGGUCUGUUCCUCUUCUGCGCCCUCUGCAUCGCUAUCAACGGCGCCCUCAUGUUCGUCUUCGCCGUUCCCGUGGCAGCCAAAAUCAUCCUGUCGCUGCUGGGCAAGAUGGCCGUGGCCGCAGCUUUCCACCUUGCCUACCUCUUCACCGCCGAGCUGUUCACCACCCAGCAGCGCUCCCUCGCGGUCUGCCACUGUUGCCUCUUAGGGAGAGUUGGCAGCAUUGCUUCCCCCUACAUCAACGAUAUACUGGGAGAAGUAGCAAAAUGGGCUCCGUCAGCAGUCUUCGCCGUGGGAGCAUUUAUCUCUUCCCUCCUCGCCCUUCUUCUGCCGGAGACUCUGAAUAAGAAGCUUCCUGAGAACGACUUCGAGGAAGCCAAGGAGGAGGGGGAGGAGUCCCGCAAAGCCCCGAGCAGCGACCCGUCAGUCUGAGGCAAGGCACUCCUCUAUUUUUUGUUUGACUUCAAGCCCAGUGUGUGGUGGGCAUCUGGGUGCUGAAGCCACGCCGCGACUACCACAACGCUCUCAUCGCAACGCACUCCACCGUGCACUCACCCACGGGUUUUUUUUAUGGUAGUAAGGAAAGAAAGAACUGUGCACACCGACAUUCUCUCUCUCUCUCUCUCUCUCUCUCUCUCUCUCUCUCUCUCUCUCUCUCUCUCUCUCUCAGGCAACAUUUGUUUUGUCACGUGCAUCCUUACCUCUCGGGUCUGGAGAUUGCAGGUACACGGAAAUAGGAAAAAAAUAAAAGAAAUAAACUUUGUAAAAUGUGUAAAGUAUUAUGCUUAAGCUGCUGCGGUGUUAUCAUAGCGAUGCACAUCACACCUUCGCACAUCACAUCACAUAAUGUUACGUCACACUACGCUGUGCACUGUAAUUGUAUUGUUUAUUAUUAAGGCUCGUCACUUGAGAGACAAAUGUUGAUAAGCACUGCCAUCAUGCUAGAUAACGAAAAGCGUCAUCUACGCAUGAAAAUAAUCAACACUCGGAGAACGCGCAACAUCCUGGCCCGCCAUCUGUUAGCCACUACAUGCAUUACUCUGUUCCUCCACCUCUCACUGGGCCCCACAUCCCUCCCUGCGCCAUCCUUCCUUAUUCAUCAUAACUUCCACACGUGCGCUACUGGUUAAUCAGGAAGCUCAGCUGAUGUCCGCGAGUUGACCCAGGGACAUGUACAGCAAACAACUACCAUACACAUACAUAUUCAUACAUACGCUUUUUACAAGUAGGAAAGAAAUGUGUUUGUUUUACUUGUCAUGUUUAUUUAGUCUUGAAUAGUUUUCUUUAUUGAUGUGUGAUUUUUAUUUUUCUCCCUUUUUCUUGGUCUUGUUCUUCAUCAUUUAAUUUUGUUAUUUUCUUUUCUUUUUUUUUUGUCUUCUUUAGUUUUGAAUAAUCUUACUUACCGUCUUGUUUUGUUUUGUUUUGUUUUUUGUUUUUUUUGUUUUUUUUUGUUUUUUUUCCUUGUCCCUUUUAUCUCUGUGUUGUUCUUCAUGUAAUUUUGUCAAUUUUAUUUUCUCGUUCUUGUCCUUGAGUGUAUUGUCCUGUUAUACUAAAUUUUCAGUUUAAGUGUUCCUGUAUUUUAGAUUUACUUUUAUAAAGAGAAAGACUGUAAGGAGAGAUUUAGAAAAGAUAUUUUUUUGUAUUUUUCGUAUAAAACCCUGUAUAAUGUUCCACUUUUUUUUUUUCUGUUGAUAAAGGAAGUUACAAGCGUAAUCACUGCCAGUCAGGAACACUACCUGAGCAAAGAAAGAAAGUUGAAGCUGUGGUGAGGUGCGAGUGAAUGAAAUAGGUGAACAGCAGACCUAAAGAAACAAGGAAAGAGAGAAAAAAAUUAAGCUGUGUUGAGGUACGAGUGAGUGAAAUAGAUUACUGGUAAACGAAAGAAACGAAAGAAAGAAAUUACCGAGGGAAAAAAAAAAAAAAAAUGAUGCUGUGUUGAUAUACGAGUGAAAUGGAUGCAUGCCAGACGAAAAAAAAAAAUCGAAAAAAAAUGAAAAUGAAGGUGUGUUUAGGUAUGAGUGAAAUGGAAGCCUGGCAGACCAAAACAAAGAAAGGCAAGCAAUACAACGCAGUGGAAGGCAAGAAGCUGAGCAGAGAGAUACUCGCAGACACACAGCAGCCGUUGAACAAUACUCCCCUUGUCUGGACAGUCUGCUUUGUAUGUACUACCUCGCUAGGCCUUCAUACACACACACACGUACUACACAGGCAUUGGUUUGUGUGGUGUAUUGCUUAUUACUUCACCACGUCUUCCUCUGCCACACUUACGCUGCGUUUUCUGUUGGUUCAUAUGCUCGUCUCAUUUUUUUUUUUUUUUCCCUUUAUUUUAGUUUUCCUUUUUUUUAGUUUUCUCUUUUUUUUCUCUCUUUCCUCAUUCCUUUUCCUUCUUUUUUUUCCUCGCAUCCAUUAAUAAGGUUUAGCUACUCAGUUCUUCCAGAUUCUUGCGAGCAACGAUUUCUGUUCAAACUUGUGUCUUGUAAGAGAGCUGGAAGUUCAUUCACGCCUCAGAUGAACAGUUGUCACCACUCUCCAGAAUUCUUUAGUGUUAUUUAUAAAGGAUACCGCCCAUAUCAGCUCAAUCUGACAUUGCUCUCCGUAAUAAGGUAAUUAACAGAUAAAAUAAAUAAAUACCUCAGGUCUUGUGUGGUCAGAUGGCUCCCUCCUUGAUUGAUUGAUUUAUUAUCUUUCUGCAGGGUGGACUAAGGUAAAUAUCUAAUUCCACCAAAGUGCGAUGGAAAAAAAAUACACGUUUAUUACUUUUUUACAUAUAAGUUAGGUUAGUUUAGGUUAAGUUAGAUUACGUUAAGUUAGAUGAAUUAGAAAAAUAAGAAACAAACAUUUGGAACGUGAAGGAAAACAGAGGAGAGUGACAUAAGAAGCGAUUCAGUGCCUAAAAGUCCAAAGAAAUGGGAUAAGUUUUAAGUAUAAUUGUUUUCCUCGAAGCCGAAUCUCGACUCGUUAAAGAAAACGGAGAGGUUCAUAGAGGACUCAUGCCGUACAGUCGUAGUCAUAACACGUUCCAAGUUUUAUACUCUAAGACCCUUGAAGAGUUGACUGCUCUCUCUCUCUCUCUCUUUCUCUCUCUCAUUCUUUCUUCCUUUCUUUUGUCUCCUUUCUUUUCUUUUUUUUUUCUUUGUUUAAUUCCGUUUUCCUCCUCCUCACCCACCUCUCUCUCUCUCUCUCUCUCUCUCUCUCUCUCUCUCUCUCUCUCUCUCUCUCUCUCUCUCUCUCUCUCUCUCUCUCUCUCUCUCUCUCUCUC